AUGGCCGAACGAAGAUCUAUGCACGCUGCUGCCACUGGCAGAGCCGGCGCUGCAGAGCUUCCACGAAGAGGGUCAAGCCGCGUACUUGGUCGAACAGUCGGAUUCGUGAACUGGCUUCGCGAUGAGGGCAACACAACAACGCCCUUCGCGGGUCGGCUGGGCGGUAGCGGUGCCUUCGUUCUCGACCCUUCCGAUCCCGACAACUCUUCGUUGUUGGAUAGAGUGCCAGAUGCUUCGCCAAACAUGACCUUCCAACAAGCGUUCGAUAUGCGAGGAUUUGCAGAACCUAUUCUUUGGAAAGCUGGUGUGAUCGAAUUCUGGGGAACACUUCUUUCCACUUUCGCUUCCGUCUGGUUUGCGAUGUCACCAAACUUACCUCCUCCACCUCCAGAUCCGGUCGGUGGAAUCAUCGACACUGCUACCUUCAAAGCAGCAUUAGCUGGGUCCGUGCAAGCGGCGUUCCUGAUUGCUCUCCUGGUCUAUGGUUUCGGCAGCGUUUCCGGUGCACAUUUCAAUCCUCUGAUCACAUUCGGAGCUUUCUUUGCAAGACUCACAACGUUCCCACGCAUGGUGAUCUACGUAGGCAUGCAGACGGCUGGAGCUGCCUUGGCCGGUUUGCUAAUACGAGCCGGCCGAGAUAGCAGGAAUUUCAAGGUUGGCGGGUGCUUCAUGUUCGAGGGGCCGGCCACAGUUGGAGGUGCUCUGACCGUCGAGAUCAUGGCGUGCUUGCUUGCACUAUUUCUUGCAUUUGGCGUCGGCUUCGACCCUCGGCAAAGAAAUGUGUACGGGCCUGCUCUGGCACCUGCAUUGGUGGGAGGAGUGGUGGGUGUCUGUGCUCUGACCUUCUCAUUUGCCUUGGAAGGAUACGGCGGAGCGUCGUUGAAUCCGGCCCGAUGCUUUGGAGCAUAUGUCGGAAGUCGCUUUCCUGGCUGGCAUUGGGUUCACUGGGUAGGGCCCAUCACUGCGAGUGCAUUUCAUGGUCUGAUCUACUUCCUGGUACCGCCAGAGACUUUUGCCGAGGGUAGAGCUGUUCAAGAGCCGUAUAUGCCGCACGGUAACGAAAAGCCGGGAGUUGUGUGA
Messenger RNA from Cyphellophora attinorum, 1080 nucleotides. RefSeq names its product Aquaporin-1. Gene Ontology annotation, molecular function: channel activity. Gene Ontology annotation, cellular component: membrane. The transcript is spliced from 2 exons. Bases 1 to 1080 code for a protein of 359 amino acids. Gene Ontology annotation, biological process: transmembrane transport. NCBI's taxonomy places the organism in Eukaryota, Fungi, Ascomycota, Eurotiomycetes, Chaetothyriales, Cyphellophoraceae. The record is from RefSeq and is a predicted model, not a curated record.